Molecule: messenger RNA, 1021 nt
Organism: Ipomoea nil (Japanese morning glory)
Lineage: Eukaryota; Viridiplantae; Streptophyta; Magnoliopsida; Solanales; Convolvulaceae
Product: DNA-3-methyladenine glycosylase
Exons: 6
Coding region: 109-912 (267 amino acids)
Biological process (GO): base-excision repair
Molecular function (GO): DNA binding; alkylbase DNA N-glycosylase activity
Source: RefSeq, a predicted model, not a curated record
CAAACGACAAUGAACACCCGCCAAAACAAAACCCCUCUCGGAGUCUCGGUGAUCGGGAAAAAAAAACAUUUUCUUCCCCCAAAUAAGUAGCCAUUUUUGCCUCUAUGAAUGCUGUGCGUCUCUCCAGUUAACAUCAUGAAGAAAGCUCAGCCCCUUAGAAAGCUAACCACGAAAACCUCAAAGAAAACCACCAAUUCUUCUUCACCCAAACCCCUCAAACUCAAGCGCAAACCCAUUCGCAAACCUAGUUCAGAUUCUCAAGAAAAUCACCCCGUCCCCGCAAUUAGCUCCUCCCUCUCGCUCUUCUUGGAUAAAUGGCCAAUCUUGGCCCAAGAUUUCUUCCAAAUCGACGCACUUGAUCUCGCCCCGCGUUUGCUCGGCAAGUUUCUCAGGAGAGACGAUGUUGUUCUUCAAAUUACUGAGGUGGAAGCUUAUAGGCCUGAUGAUUCUGCUUGCCAUGGUCGAUUUGGAGUAACAGCAAGAACUGCCCCUGUAUUUGGUCCUGGUGGACAUGCAUAUGUAUACCUCUGCUAUGGUCUCCACAUCAUGCUCAAUGUUGUAGCAGACAAAGAAGGUGUUGGAGCAGCUGUCUUGAUUCGUUCUUGUGCUCCCAUCACUGGGUUGGGAACAAUUCAAAGGCGACGUGGUUUAGAAACUGAGAAGCCUGUUCUUCUUACUGGGCCUGGAAAGGUUGGUCAAGCAUUAGGGUUAUCAACGGAAUGGUCUAACCAUCCGCUAUACACUGCAGGUGGUUUAGAAAUUUUGGAUGGACCGGAGCCUGAACAAAUACUUGUCGGUCCUAGAGUUGGUAUUGAGUACGCUUCUCCUGAACAUGUUAGUGCAUUAUGGAGAUUUGCAGUUGGAGGUUCGUCUUGGAUUAGCGCUCCUAAAAACACUCUCAGACCUCCUUAAAAUCGUGUUGCGCUAAUGUUUUGUGUAUAUAGAAGACAGACUUUUUGUUUUUGCAUUUACAAGAAAGGAAAUGAAUGAAGAUUGUUAUUGCUUCAGUCUACUUUUGUGA